Messenger RNA from Cucurbitaria berberidis CBS 394.84, 2915 nucleotides. RefSeq lists its product as uncharacterized. Gene Ontology annotation, biological process: transmembrane transport. Gene Ontology annotation, molecular function: transmembrane transporter activity. The transcript has 2 exons. The record is from RefSeq and is a predicted model, not a curated record. Gene Ontology annotation, cellular component: plasma membrane. Lineage: Eukaryota; Fungi; Ascomycota; Dothideomycetes; Pleosporales; Cucurbitariaceae. Bases 318 to 2600 code for a protein of 760 amino acids.
CACUCACGCCUCAACACCUAUGUGAGCUAUAGCUCCCUAUAGCCCUCCUCUACACUUCUCACUCAAACGCAUACACGCUAUCUAUACUGCCUCCAGUCGACUAGCCUCACGCCGCCUCUCACUUAUACCUGCAUGUCUUUCAAGCUGCGUCAUCCGCGCGGCUGCCUCUUGUACCCCGGGACCCUCGACCGCCUCACACUGCUGACCGGCCACCUGAGGCAACCCUCACUUUGAAGCUGCACCCGCGUUAAAUACACCUGGUCGCCAGCGGGAAGCUGUGCACGUAGAAUAGCAGCCCACUCCCUGUGUUGCCUAGCAUGUUCUCUGAAUAUGCCUCCAAGUUCCUCUCCCAGUCUCAGUCGCGGCUGUCACUGGGUCAGCCCGAGUCCUCUUUCAACCGCAACCCCUCGGACAGGCAGCGCCCUUCGUCGCGGGCAGCCCAAGCAUACCUCCAGCGUCGCAACAUGCCGAACCCUUAUAAUUCCCAGGCCAUGAGCCGAUUUGCCUUUGCUUCGCGCACCUCGAACGCGCCCGCCCCGCUGUUCUACUCUGCCACCGACGACUUCCGCGAAGAGGACGACCAUGUGGAGCACGAUCGCGAGAUGGCAGAUCACUACGCUCUGCAAAGAUCACGGCGGCAGUUUGGCGCGAGCAACCUCUCUGAAUCAUCCGAGGUCGACGACGACGGAGUGCAGAGAUCGGAUCAUACCAUAGAAGGCGAUAGAGACGAGAACGACGCACCCGGCUAUGGUCUAGGAAGAGGAAUCAAGAGCUCGUGGAAAGGUGACAAGCCAGCACGAGGGAGGUCAUCUACAAUCAACAACAGAGAAGACGAAGAGCGGGAGUCGAGCGUUCCUCUAUCCGAGUCAACGAAUCCAAGUAGCAGAGGGAGGGGCAAACUAGUCGAUGUCGAGCUCGAGUCCACAGAUCGAGGGAGCAUCGAAGAGCUGGAGAGAGACGAACUAUUAGGGCACCAAGACGACCCUCCACCCUCGUACCAAGCGUUCCGAAAUAUGCCAAGACCGAAACGCGGUCGCAGUCCCCUAAGAUCAGCGUUACCCAUACCGCAGGAGACCGACGAAGAUACGCUGUUAGAACACGCGCGACCAAUAAGUCCAGACCGCCAGACCGUUCCAGACAUCGUCCCAGACAACCCAAUAUCCCCCCCGAGACAUAACUUUUUCUGGGCCGAGGUAUUUAUUAUAGUCCAGUGCGCCAUUCUCGGGGUAUGGUUCAUCUCCCUGCUACAAGAAUCGCCGCCAAACAAGAAGAACCCACUCGGAGAUACAAUAUACACCGUCCUACAUUCAUCAUUUCACCUCAUCGGAGUAUACUCCCUCGUCUCAAUAGUAGUUGGACUACUGUGGCUAUCACUGCUUCGAUCAUUUGCUCGACCCCUCGUCAUGCUCAUGCUCUUUGCAGUUCCGGUCAUAUCGUUCUCAUUCUUCUUAUACCCGCUCGUGUCAAGCUUCAAGGGCUCAUGGCACGGUGACAGCGUCCAAGACCGAGUUAUGAGAUGGCUAUCAUUCGGUCCACUUUGUUUUACCGUCUUCUGGGUCUACACCAUUUUCAAGGCACGACAUUCGCUGGAGAAAGCUACCGGUAUGCUAGAAUUCUCCAGCGACAUCUUGAGAGCACAGUUUCCCUUGCUUCUCGUGGGCAUUGCUACCUUGACCGCUGUCAUCCUCUGGUCCUGGAUAUGGAUCCUCAUGUUCACACGCCUCUUCCUUGGCGGUCAUUUUGCAAGCAACAAAUCUCGUUGGAUUAUCGACACGAGCACUUGGUGGCUUGGAAUUGCAUUCUUCUUGGACUACUUUUGGACCCUCGGUGUCAUCGCUGGUGUACAAAGAGCGACUACCGCAGCCACGGUGUCCCAGUGGUACUUCCAUCGUAACAGCGUUCCUGCACCCGCAGCUCGCACAGUGGUGCAAGCAAGUCUUAGUCACGCAACGUAUACCAUGGCUGGCACGAUUUGCAUGUCAACCCUUAUCUCGCUCCUGGUUCGCCUUCCGCUCAUCGUUCUCCCAAGACGACUUGCCGGCAUGGUUAGCAUGUGCGCAUACAGCCUUGUUCCGACGCCGAUUGCUGCACUUACCAACCCGCUUACGCUUACAUUUGCGAGUAUCCAUGGGGUUCCACUCAACCAGGCGGCGAGGGGUUUGAGUCAGAUGAACUUCAUCUCUGCUGCGUCUCCUACUACGACACUAGGCCCGAGGGACUUCAAAAAUCACGGCGGGCCGUCAAUACAAUCCUACCGGCUCGCCAAGUUGCUUCUCCAUGCUAUUCGCUGGGUCAUCACACUUUCUCUUGGCUUUGGAGGAUGGGUGUCUACAGCGCGCAUGCUUCAAAUCGGCGCCGAAACAGUACCGUACAAAGGCAGUCUAUACGCAUAUGUCGUGGGCUUGAUCAGCGCGGCGAUCGGCUGGGGCGCUCUGGGCGCAAUGGAGGGUGUCUUGGGCGGUAUCCUAGAUGCAGUGCUUGUAUGCUGGGGCAGCGAAGUCGGUACAGAUGGACAUGGAGAGGCAAGAUACUGCGUCGAGGUUGGACGUUUAUUUGGAAACGAAGUCCCAGGACCAGGGCGGGCGCGAUAUGAAGUCUAAUACCACGGAGCGGGUAGAUUUUGCAUCUCCCGGGCGUUUCCUGUUACCCUUUUUGGCGUUUGAAUACAUGCCACCUAAAGAUGGAACUCGCACAUGAUGGCCCCGGCGCUUUGGGUAUAUACCUCAUCAUGUUAGACUGCGUUUGGUUCUAUUCGGUGUGUUGUUACUUUUUUUGGAAGGGGCGAAUUCAUCAUCGCUUUUUGAGACUUGGAUAUGCUCGUGUUUCAACCACUCUAUCCUUUCUAACUUGUAGCUCCUUCUUAUUCAGCUUUUUAGCCUUAUAUCAAUCAAUCAAUAUUAUAUCAUUCAGUAUGG